AUGUAUAACACCACCAAUACUCCCACAGUAUUGCAGACUCACACCAUGUUGAAUCCACAAGAUCCAGCCGUGCAAAUAAUGCAUUAUAACACAUUACGAAGUAUUCAACAAUCCUAUAAUCCUGUUCCAUUAUCCACUCUCAACUCACUACCAGUCAGAUAUGUUCAAAUGGACCAAUUACUCAGAAAUCCUGCACAAGACCAAUUUGUUUCAACAAUGACGAUGGCACCUGUAGUUGGAAUGUCUAUUAAUCAACCUCAAAUGAAUAUGCAACAAAUUCCUAAAAUCCAAAUGCAACCUCAAAUUCCAACACCUGCUCAAAUACAACAAAUUACCAACACAGUUAAGAUGCAACAACAACGAUUUGAAACUCCGACACUAAAUAUGAAACAAUUGAGUUCGAUAGAUAUGUUAAAAAGUUAUCCGGAAGUCUUUAGAAGAGAUUCUUUAUCGAAUUCUGAAUUAUUAAGGUCUGCCGCCAUAUUGCCAACACAACCAUUAUCUCGAAUAUCAACGGAUGUUGAUACAUCAAGUCCAUUAUUUGACGGUGUCAUGUUAUUUGAACAAGAAAAUCGAUCGUCGAAAAAUAGAUCGUCAUCAUCAUAUCGUUGGAAAAAAGUGUCACCUGAUGUUCAUCGUCGAAGUCGUUUAUACAGUGGAAGUAGUUGUUAUGAGUCAGAUGCCUCUGAUAAUAGUAGCGAUGAUUUGCAGGUAAAUAAAUCAUAUUCAAUUGCUCUUGGAAUGUUAUUUAUCAUCUUGCUAACAAAUAUUAAUAUACAAGCGUGCAGUGAAUUGUCCGUACAGUUUCUGCAUUAG
Molecule: messenger RNA, 816 nt
Organism: Didymodactylos carnosus
Lineage: Eukaryota; Metazoa; Rotifera; Eurotatoria; Philodinida; Philodinidae
Source: the annotation of a GenBank genome assembly